Messenger RNA from Alligator mississippiensis (American alligator), 2302 nucleotides. It is a transcript of the gene MAB21L2, whose product is annotated as mab-21 like 2. The coding region runs from base 732 to 1811 and encodes 359 amino acids. The transcript has a single exon. Lineage: Eukaryota; Metazoa; Chordata; Crocodylia; Alligatoridae. The record is from RefSeq and is a predicted model, not a curated record.
AGCCGGGGGACAGCAUCGGCACCCUCCUCCUCCUCUUCCUCCUGCUGCUGCUGCCGCCAACGUGCAAAAAAAUUUUAAAAAAUAAAUAAAAGGCAAGAAGCGAGAGGCGCGGGCGGGGCCGCGACCCCCCAAAACCAGCCGCUCCGAGAACAACUCCAAGCCCGGGAAUGAGCCAUCGGAGCCCGAGGGCGGCCGCCUGCGCCUGACGCUAGAGACCGACACCGAGAGAGAGAGGAAAGGGGAGGGUGGAAGGGGGUGGAAGUCAGCGCCGCCCUGCCAGGCCGCGGGACCGGCCUGCUGCCCCGAUCCGGCCCCGGACGAGUUUGGAGGCUUGCUCGGGAUCCUUCUGGGGCUUUUUUUGUUGGGGAGAGGGAGGGGGUCCAUGACCUACUGACGCCGCCAGCGGUGCGUGGAGGCUGCACGGACCUUCCUCCCGGCCCCGCGGGCAAAAGCCGCCCAAACUUUGCAGGCGCGGGAGGAGGAAGAAGAGGAAGAGGAGGAGGAGAGGGGGGCGCUGCCCCCGACUCGGCGCUGCCUCCCCGCUCGCUCCCCGGCUCCGGGAGGGGAGAGGGGCCGGGCUGCGGCUGCGGGGCUUGGUGCUGGGAGCCGCCGGCUCUCCCCGGCGCUGGGGCCGCUGCCGUCGUGCGAAGGAAGCUGCAGCCCCCGCUAAAGCAUUGGAUCCCUCAACGUACUGCGAGAGCCCGGUGUACAGCCCGGACCUGUGCCCCAACAUGAUCGCCGCGCAGGCCAAGCUGGUGUACCAGCUCAACAAGUACUACACGGAGCGCUGCCAGGCGCGCAAGGCGGCCAUCGCCAAGACCAUCCGCGAGGUGUGCAAGGUGGUGUCCGACGUGCUCAAGGAGGUGGAGGUGCAGGAGCCGCGCUUCAUCAGCUCGCUGAGCGAGAUCGACGCCCGCUACGAGGGCCUGGAGGUCAUCUCGCCCACCGAGUUCGAGGUGGUGCUCUACCUCAACCAGAUGGGCGUCUUCAACUUCGUGGACGACGGGUCCCUGCCCGGCUGCGCCGUGCUCAAGCUGAGCGACGGCCGCAAGCGCAGCAUGUCCCUCUGGGUGGAGUUCAUCACGGCCUCGGGCUACCUGUCAGCGCGCAAGAUCCGCUCCCGCUUCCAGACGCUGGUGGCCCAGGCCGUGGACAAGUGCAGCUACCGCGACGUGGUGAAGAUGAUCGCGGACACGAGCGAGGUCAAGCUCCGCAUCCGCGAGCGCUACGUGGUACAGAUCACGCCCGCCUUCAAGUGCACUGGCAUCUGGCCCCGCAGCGCGGCGCAGUGGCCCAUGCCGCACAUCCCCUGGCCCGGCCCCAACCGCGUGGCCGAGGUGAAGGCGGAGGGCUUCAACCUGCUCUCCAAGGAGUGCUACUCCCUGACGGGCAAGCAGAGCUCGGCCGAGAGCGACGCCUGGGUGCUGCAGUUCGGCGAGGCCGAGAACCGCCUGCUCAUGGGCGGCUGCCGCAACAAGUGCCUCUCGGUGCUCAAGACCCUGCGGGACCGGCACCUGGAGCUGCCCGGCCAGCCGCUCAACAACUACCACAUGAAGACGCUGCUGCUGUACGAGUGCGAGAAGCACCCGCGGGAGACCGACUGGGACGAGGCGUGCCUGGGCGAUCGCCUCAACGGCAUCCUGCUGCAGCUCAUCUCCUGCCUGCAGUGCCGGCGCUGCCCCCACUACUUCCUGCCCAACCUCGACCUCUUUCAGGGCAAGCCCCACUCAGCCCUCGAGAGCGCGGCCAAACAGACCUGGCGGCUAGCCCGGGAGAUCCUCACCAACCCCAAAAGCCUGGACAAGCUAUAGGGCGGCCCGGCCCAGGACUUGUGUUGCACCGGGAGCACCGGACCCCCUCCCCGAGCCGCCCGGCCCCGCUCGCCAGGCCAGAGCGCUGCCGCCCUCCUUGCACGGAAGAGACUUUCCUCUGUCCUGCCCCUGACAACUUUCUUUCCUUUUUCUUUUUUCUUUUUUUUUUAAUCUUUGAAAAAACAAACCUCCCCCCCAGAGAAGCACUUGGACUUUGCCACCUCCACACGGCCCCCCACGCAGGUACACUUUCCGAUCCGUGUCUAGUCCUUCUUUUCUUACCUCUCUCUCGUUUGCCUGAAUGUUUGUCACCAAGUGAAAAAAAAAUUAUUUAACUCUAUGUACAAAUUUCACUUUAAAACGAAAAAAAAAAAAAAAGCAGCAAAAGUUUGACUGGUGUGAAAUUGUAUUUCGGGGCCGAGGGCGGAUGAUACGCCUCGAGCCUGAUUUGUUGCAAACAGUAAUAAAAAAAUAAUAUUACUUUAACUUGA